AUGGCAACCACGACGACGACGGCUGCAGCCCCAGUAGUCGAACCCGCUGAGACACACAUCUCGCACACGGCCGGACGGCUGGCAGUCACUGACAAGGAGUACGAUGGCCUCGAUCCUGAAUGGAGGGCCCUCUGGAACGAACAUGGGAGCUCAAUGGUCAGGGCAGACGAGGUCUCGAUUGAAGAAUACCGGCUCGACCCGGCCAAGUACAGCUUUUCGUAUCCGACUUACCCUGGCCCCGAGGUGUUUCACGUCGAAGACAGACGCAUUCCCGUGACACGGCCAUCGGGAGAGAUCCCCAUUCGAGUGUACUCUCCUGCCGGGCCAGGGCCAUUUCCUGUGCAUCUCAAUUUCCAUGGCGGCGGUUGGGUCUUGGGCGGACUCGGUUCGGAGGCGGCAUGGUGCAGACACAUGUGCAACAAGUCCAACGUCAAGGUAAUUGACGUAGAUUAUCGCAUGGGUCCGGAGUUUCGCUUCCCAACAGCCAUCUACGACUGCUGGGACGCGACAAUUGAGAAUGCCGAGGCGCUUAACGUUGACCCCAAGAGCGUCUCAUUCGGAGGGCUCUCAGCGGGCGGCCACAUGUCCGCUGUGCUCGCACACUUUGCGCGCGACGAAAACGUUGAUAUAAAGCUUCACCUGAUGAUUGUUCCCGCCACGGAUAUGAGAUACUGCAGCACCAAGAUCAAGGCGUUGACCCCAGAUAAUUGUCCGUAUGAGAGCGCGCGGUCUUUUGCAGACCUCCCGUGGGGUCCGCUGGGGCGCGAGCAGUGGUUUCUCAAAUACUGGCUCGGCGAAGACGCAGAUGAGCAAGAGCGCAUUCUGAAUGAAGAGUGGAUCAUGACACCAGUGUUGGCUCCGCGCAUGGGUGGUUUGUCGCCGGCGCAUAUCGUCACGGCCGAAUUUGAUCUCGAGCGGGACGAAGGAGAAGCAUAUGGCCGCAUGCUACAGCAGGCGGGCAAUCGGGUCACAAUGAAGAGGUACGCGGGCAGCCCGCAUGCCUUUGCCCAUUACAACCAUCCCCAGCGGGGAUUGUCAAAGAGCUUUGAGUUUAUAGAGGACACAGCGGCACUGUUGAAGGAAGUCCACUACGGGUAUUAG
This is a messenger RNA of Purpureocillium takamizusanense, 1101 nucleotides long. RefSeq lists its product as uncharacterized. Lineage: Eukaryota; Fungi; Ascomycota; Sordariomycetes; Hypocreales; Ophiocordycipitaceae. The record is from RefSeq and is a predicted model, not a curated record. The transcript has 5 exons. Gene Ontology annotation, molecular function: hydrolase activity. Bases 1 to 1101 code for a protein of 366 amino acids.